Messenger RNA from Amoebophrya sp. A25, 316 nucleotides. NCBI's taxonomy places the organism in Eukaryota, Dinophyceae, Syndiniales, Amoebophryaceae. The record is from the annotation of a GenBank genome assembly.
CUUAGAACUAGUCUACUUUGUAUUAGUGCCUACCUGAUAAGAUCGUGAUGAACUAAAAUAACACACAGCUUGAAGCUAUCACUAACGUAAGCUCGUGACUACACAUAAGAAAGAGAGUAAGUAAGUUUUUACCUGGCGAUUGGAAAAGGUUCCGUGAGUUAUACUGUUCGAAAAAGUAUCCAUGUAUUUUCGGUCGUCUUGCUCGUGUCCUAGGGUGUUGCCUUAUGGCUAUGAAAUGUCAAAAGUGGUGGUGUGGUGCUGGGACUUAAAGUCCAGCGAUGAUGUUACUAAAUUUCAACUUUGUUGUGAAAGCGAU